UGUUAGAGUGGUAGCAAUGUUUGGAAGUGUGAUCCCCUAGGAUGUUGUUUACACAGUUGAGCUGCAGAGGACCCUCUUACAUAGAACCUAUGAGAGUAGGUUGUCAGUGAAACAAACUUACACAAUUUCAGAGAACCCUGAAGUACCAGCUGUUUAACCAAUAUAUUUCUUUAUUUAUAAAUAUGAACAGACAACCCAGAAUCUCUAAGAACUUAAGGAAAGUCAGCAGCAUGAAAAAGAAAAGGACAAAGAUGAGCAAAGAGAAUAACACACACCAGAAUAAAUGCAUAAUUUAGGGAAUAAAAGGAAUUUUUUAAAAAGAUUUGCAUCCAUAAAACAAUAAGAAAGGAAGUAUGAAGAAAGAUAAAGAGGAUAAGAACGAAUUAUUAGAAAUUGAAACUAUGAUUAAGAAAAAUUACCAGUUAACAGGUUGAAAAGUAAAGUAGAUAUAGCUGAAGAUAAAUUUGUUAUUUUGGAUGUGACAUUGAGGAAAUAUCCCUGAACAUUCAGCAGUAAGAUAAAAGGAUAAAAAAUAAGAGAAAAUGUUUGCAAUAUGAAUUAAGAGGCCUAAUACCUGACUAAUAAGAAUUUCAGAAGGAGUAAAUAGGAAAACAAAUUGCUUUAAAUAGUAGAACAUGUUUUCUAUCAGAAGAAAGAUACAGUCUUUUGAUUGAAUGGUUCUUCAUAUGCUGUGAAAGAUGAAUUUAAAAGUUGCUCAUGUCUACUCACAUCCUGGUGAAAUUUCAGAACGGAGUGUUCUGAACAUCAAUACAGAGUGGAAGAGCCUUAAGCUGAAGGUACAGUAUAUUAUUUACACUGAAGGAGCUUGUGUGUGGACAAGAAAGCGCUGACAACUCAAAUGGAUCCCAUGGAACUGAGAAAUGUCAACAUUGAGCCUGAUGAUGAGAGCAGCAGUGGAGAAAGUGUUCAAGAUAGCUACACCGGAAUGGGAAAUUCAGAGAAGGCAGCCAUGAGCAGUCAAUUUGCUAAUGAAGAUGCUGAAAGUCAAAAAUUCCUGACAAAUGGAUUUUUUGGGGAAAAAAAGCUGGCAGAUUACGACGAUGAACAUCAUCCAGGAACCACCUCCUUUGGAAUGUCUUCAUUCAACCUGAGUAAUGCCAUCAUGGGCAGCGGGAUCUUGGGUUUGUCCUAUGCCAUGGCUAACACAGGAAUUAUACUCUUCAUAAUCAUGCUGCUUGCAGUGGCAAUAUUGUCACUCUAUUCAGUUCACCUUUUAUUAAAGACAGCCAAGGAAGGAGGAUCUUUAAUUUAUGAAAAAUUAGGGGAAAAGGCAUUUGGAUGGCCUGGAAAAAUUGGAGCUUUUGUUUCUAUUACAAUGCAGAACAUCGGAGCAAUGUCAAGCUACCUCUUUAUCAUUAAAUAUGAACUACCUGAAGUAAUCAGAGCAUUCAUGGGACUUGAAGAAAAUACUGGAGAAUGGUACCUCAAUGGCAACUACCUCGUCAUAUUUGUGUCUGUUGGAAUUAUUCUUCCACUUUCUCUUCUUAAAAAUUUAGGUUACCUUGGUUAUACCAGUGGAUUUUCUCUUACCUGCAUGGUGUUUUUUGUCAGCGUGGUGAUUUACAAGAAAUUUCAAAUACCCUGCCCUCUGCCUGUUCUGGAUCACAGUGCUGGAAAUCUGACUUUCAACAACACGCUUCUGAUGCAUGUGGUGACGUUACCUAAUAACUCUGAGAGUACCGGUGUGAACUUCAUGAUGGAUUAUACCCACCGCAAUCCCACAGGGCUCGAUGAGAAGCAGGCAAAGGGCUCUCUUCAUGGCAGUGGUGUAGAGUACGAAGCCCAUAGUGAUGACAAGUGUCAACCCAAAUACUUUGUAUUCAAUUCCCGGACGGCCUAUGCAAUUCCUAUCCUAGCCUUUGCUUUCGUAUGCCACCCUGAGGUCCUUCCCAUCUACAGUGAGCUUAAAGAUCGGUCCCGGAGAAAGAUGCAAGCAGUGUCAAAUAUUUCCAUCACAGGGAUGCUUGUCAUGUACCUGCUGGCUGCCCUUUUUGGUUACCUAACCUUCUAUGGGGAAGUUGAAGAUGAAUUACUUCAUGCCUACAGCAAAGUAUAUACAUUUGACACCCCUCUUCUCAUGGUACGCCUGGCGGUUCUAGUGGCAGUAACACUAACUGUGCCCAUUGUCCUGUUCCCAAUUCGUACAUCAGUGAUCACCCUGUUAUUUCCCAAAAGACCCUUUAGCUGGAUAAGGCAUUUCCUGAUUGCAGCCAUACUUAUUGCACUUAAUAAUCUUCUGGUCAUCCUUGUGCCAACUAUAAAAUACAUCUUUGGAUUCAUUGGGGCUUCUUCGGCCACUAUGCUGAUUUUCAUUCUUCCAGCAGCUUUUUAUCUUCGAAUUGUCAAGAAAGAACCUCUUAGGUCACCCCAGAAAGUUGGGGCUUUAAUUUUCCUCGUGGUUGGAAUCAUCUUCAUGAUUGGAAGCAUGGCACUCAUUAUAAUUGACUGGAUUUACAAUCCUCCAAAUUCCAAGCAUCACUAACUAAAGGAAAAAUAUUUUCUUUCUAUUGGAAUGGUUGCAAGUUAUUCUCAAAAAGACAUCUGAGUCGUCUUGAUUGGAAUGUUAUUCAUAGGAAAUAACAAGAAGAUUCCAAAGAUGUUUACUAGUAAGAUCACCAGACACCUGCCGAAGAGAAGGAUCAUUGUUUUUGUCAAGAAUGGCUGUUUGUGUGUUUAAAAUCUGUGGUGCAUGUUUCUCCUGAGGUUUUACUAGAGCAGUAUGAGAUGAUAGAGGUGUAUUUUUGUUGCUGUACAAGCAGAGUAAGGGUAGCUGCAUAUAACAGUCACGGGAUACUAUGCUUUCCCCCUGCCUUCUCCCCAUCCCUACCCCCUAAAAGUACCAAAUACCUGUAAGCUAUCAGAACAUCAAACAAAAUGCCCUGGUGGCAAAGCUAUCUCCAUUUAAUGCCUUCCCCCAGUCUGGCACCAAAUACUCUGGGUCUGCUUUGUAACAGAGGCAAAAGUCAUGUCAUAUAAACUGUCCCUGGAAGGUAUAUGCAUAAUCACCAAUUUGGUCAUCUUAUUGUCAAGAGUGAAAGAAUAUUUUGCCCAUUCUGUUUGUGAUAGUGAAUUCAUGAUGAUUUCAUCUAGUGAAAUUUUGGUACAUGUUAAAAUAUCCUACUACAUAGAAAGGGGCUUUAUUUAAGUUAUAGAGCAACAACAAAAUUAACGCUUGUAGAUAAACUGCCUGCUCUGGAAGUAUCUGCUUUUCGAUGUUAUUUGUAGUCUUCUUGUCAUACUUUGUCAUUGAACAAUGCUCUCUCUCUCUGUCUUCCAUUCUCAUUCAGAAUUUUUAGAAGACCACGAUUUAUGUGGAGAUACACUACCCAGUAUUGUUUGAUACAUUUUUAUUUGAUAAACAUUCAGUGCAGGAAACUGUGACUUGCUAUGUUUAUGUAUAUAAUCUUAUUCUGCAGUCAUCAGAAUAUUAACAUAUGCUACAUUUGAUUUUUGUUUUUUACACGUUUAGUUUCUUUCUUCACAGUCAAAACAUUUAUAUUAUUGGGGCUGGGGUAAGGAAUUAAGUUGGAAGGCUCAAAAAUCCAUUUGUAUGUAUCUGUCUAUUAAGGAUUUUUAAAUUUGAAACCUAAGUUAUGUAUAGUUCACUAAUGCUCUUCUUCAAUGUUUACAAUAACAUCAUAAUCAUCUAUAAGACAAUAAGUUCCUUAUUUGCAAAUUAUGUCAAUACUAAGGUUGUUCUUUUAAUAUAUCAUAUCCAAAAUGGGAUUUGGUUUUAGCUUUCAUGGAUGUUUACUGACAUUCAUUUGUCACUUAAUAAAAUGUUGAGUGGUUCUCCAAAAAAUGAAAUGUGUUAAUACUAUCAAUAAAUGCAAACUGUCAUUCUUGCUCUCUUCUAAAACAUAUUUACGUGAAAAUGGAUUUUAAAAAUUACUAUUCACUGCCCAGAAUUUUGGAAAUUUUCUACUUCUUUUCAAAUCAGUAGUAAGAAUACUUGUAUAUUUUAGCAAAGCCAAGUAUAAAUGUCACAAUAUACGAUGAUGAUAAAUCAUAUUUCCAUAUUGUUCUCUGAAUAUGCCCAAUAAAAUAAAUAUUUAUUUUCUGUAUUAUUUUCUAAAGGCAUAAUACUAUUAAAUGGUGCACUUUGUUAUGGAAAUUGAGCAUUACUAGAAACUGUCAUAACUUUUGAGUUACUAUUAUUUAGGAAAAAAAAACUUCCAAGUAGCAUCUUUAAGAUGUAUUUUCAUUUUUUUUAUCUAAAGAGUGUAUCAAAAUAGAAAGUGAAAAAAGCUAUCUUCUGAAUGUUAAAAACUGUUUAACCUGAGUGUAUGUAAGUGUAAAUAUCAGAAAUUAAUCCAAAAAAUUGGAAACUGUAAAAUCUGUAUAUAUUUUGAACGUUUUACAUUUAGAAUGACUAACUUGAAAAUAUCAAUGUGUAAUUAUAUAAAUAUUCAAGAGCAAUACUACAGUGCCAAAUAAUAAAGUACCAUUUUUUCUCAUGGCCAUUUUCAGGAUUAGAGUUCACAUAUACUGCAGGGCAGACAUACAUAUGGUAUCUUGUGCUGAUUAAUUUAACCCCAUUUGUAAACAGAUAAAAAUUUAUUUUCUUAUUUCAUUUAUAAGAUGGUUCAAUGUAUUGGGAGGCUUUUUUAUUACAGAAAGUGUAUAUUGGUAUAUAAUAAAUGAUUUUUCAAAUGAC
This is a messenger RNA of Tupaia belangeri chinensis (Chinese tree shrew), 4678 nucleotides long. It is a transcript of the gene SLC38A4, whose product is annotated as solute carrier family 38 member 4. The record is from RefSeq and is a predicted model, not a curated record. Gene Ontology annotation, biological process: amino acid transmembrane transport. Lineage: Eukaryota; Metazoa; Chordata; Mammalia; Scandentia; Tupaiidae. The transcript is spliced from 16 exons. Bases 860 to 2503 code for a protein of 547 amino acids. Gene Ontology annotation, cellular component: plasma membrane. Gene Ontology annotation, molecular function: L-amino acid transmembrane transporter activity.